Messenger RNA from Theileria equi strain WA, 1980 nucleotides. Its product is annotated as origin recognition complex 1, putative. Bases 1 to 1980 code for a protein of 659 amino acids. The record is from RefSeq and is a predicted model, not a curated record. The transcript is spliced from 6 exons. Lineage: Eukaryota; Apicomplexa; Aconoidasida; Piroplasmida; Theileriidae. Gene Ontology annotation, cellular component: nuclear origin of replication recognition complex. Gene Ontology annotation, biological process: DNA replication initiation; mitotic DNA replication checkpoint signaling. Gene Ontology annotation, molecular function: ATP hydrolysis activity; DNA replication origin binding.
AUGGCGAAUAAGCGCUCGACUAGGAAUAAUACAAGGAGAAUCCCAAAGGAUACACACAGUGUGAGGGAGACAGUAGACGAGGAAGCCUCGUAUGAAGAACCGGAGGACCCAGUGCCGGAGCACAGAAUCAAGAGGAGGAAGAAUGGAACCGCUGCUCACGCCAGUGACCACGAGAAUGACAACACCAGCCACUACAAACGGAUACCACACGGAGGUGUCGUAGCAACAAUCGACGGAAAACAGUUUUAUCACUCGGUAGAAAUUGACGGAGAGGUCAUCUCGAUCAAUGACUCGGUGGAUAUACUACGAAACUCUAAGCAGAAUGGAGCCAUACGCGAAUCCAAUCUUGCAAAGAUAUCGGCACUCUAUGUGAAUGAAAAUGGAACGCUCAUGGCAGAAGUAGCCUUUUAUUUCGACUCGGGGGAAAAGAUACCCUACUCAAAGGUGGUCGGUACAACCAAAAACUCAAAACCUUCACACUGGCUAGGGUUCUCUCAUAUUAAUGAGGUCGUUGCUUUUAAUAAGUUUGAAAGUGUUGAGGUGGAAACAUUUGACGAAAAGGUCUUUGUCCACGCAAGUUUUGAAGAAUACUCCCAGGAGAUAGACUCUGGGGGUGACGAGGAAAUCAACGUCUUUUGCAAUUUCAUAUGUUUUUCUGAAAAUUACACAGUUGUUCCAUUCAAUGUCAAGAGCGACUGGAGACAAGUUAUGCUAGAGAGCAGCAAGUAUCACAGGGUUUACUUCCCAAACACAAUCUCUCAAAAGGACGACUUUGAUGAUACAUUGCCGCCAGAACUCAGCCUUCAACUCAAUACAAACUCACACACAAUACUAGGAAGGGAUGAAGAAGCUGAAAAGAUACGCACGUUUAUGGAAACUGGUAUCAAACAGGGUGGAACUGGCCAAAUUUUAUACAUUAGCGGAGUUCCUGGUACCGGAAAAACUGAAACUGUCAAAAUGGUAUCAAGACAGCUUGUUGAUAAAAAAUUGAAGGGGAAACUGCCCUGGUUUGAUUUAAUUGAAAUUAAUGCAGUUCAUUUAUCGAAGCCAAACGAAUUGUAUCGCGUAUUUUACACAAAGCUAUUUGGUAAACAUGCACCAAAUGAAUAUGCAUCAUAUGAAGCAUUAGAAUCUUAUUUUUCAAACAACAAGACGCCAUGUGUUUUAAUUGUAGAUGAGGCAGACUAUAUCGUUACUAAAACUCAAAAGGUGUUGUUUACCCUUUUCGAUCUGCCCUCCAAAAAAGGAUCAAAAUUUAUCCUCUUGAUAAUUUCAAAUACCAUGGAUCUACACACAAGAAUGCGCGCCUCAUGCGUAAGCCGAUUAGGUUUUGGAACGGUGACUUUCAAGCCAUACAGAUAUCAGCAAAUCAUGGAGGUGAUCCAACACAAAUUGGGAAAGUUCUCAAAUAUAGAUCCAGUUGCACUGCAACUAUGCGCAAGAAGGGUGACAAACUACAGCGGAGACAUGAGAAAGGCGCUUCAGAUUUGUAAACUUGCGAUUAAAGAAGCUAAUGGACGAAAUGUAACAACUUCUGAUAUGAGCAGAGUUACAAAUAUGGUUCUUAAUUCUGCGGUUGUAGAUGCCCUUCAGUAUGUCUCUACUGGCAUGAAGUGUUUAUUGGUUGCGAUAAUAUUGGUUCUGCGCGAAUUAGAACUUUCUAUAGCACCUGCGUUACCUGUGUAUAACAGAUUUAGGGGAAUGAUCACGGUACUAAAGCCAGAGUUAGAAGGCCACGUGUGCAAGGAUUCAUUCAAACACUUACUCUUGUCGUCUAUAAACAGCGGAAUAAUAUCUCUGGAGCCGACCGUUUUUCCUUCCUUCACUUGUGGUGACAAGACAAAGCAUCUUAAAAUUUUCGAUGAUAUAAACGAGGAUCUAGGGGAUACAGGAAUUGUCAUCCUUAUAGACAUUGGACAUUUAAUCACAGCGCUUGCUAAGGACCCUUACUGGGAACGAAAACUUCAAACUGUAAUUUAA